Molecule: messenger RNA, 942 nt
Organism: Penaeus vannamei (Pacific white shrimp)
Lineage: Eukaryota; Metazoa; Arthropoda; Malacostraca; Decapoda; Penaeidae
Source: RefSeq, a predicted model, not a curated record
UUUAUUUUUAAUUUAUUUCUCCUCCUUUCUUCUUUUUCUUAAUUCAUUUCUCUUUCUUUCUUCUAGGUCGAGAUACGGACGCUGAUCAUUCUCCGCGGGUCGAGGAAGAGAAAACCAAUAAACACGUCCACAGAAAACGAAGGAAAUAAACCAGGGGAAAACAAAACAAAACCAAUAAACAAGAAAAAAAGAAACGAAGAGAGAAAACGCGAAACAAAGAGAGAGAAUAACACCAGAUCACACGCAGAAGGCGACGAAGGAGGACACAGAGGACGUCAGAAUCAGAGGGCGAUGGACGGCUCGAGCAGAGGAAGGGGCGUGAGGUGGCUGGCGGCGGCGGCGGCGACGUGGGCGCUCCUGGUGGCGCUAGCGGGACAGCCUGCCCUUGCCCAGGUGUACCCGGUGCCCAAGCUCGAAGACAUGGCCCACUGGCACCAACUGGGCGCUAAUGAUCUGCAAGAUGCCAUGUUCGCCGCCACCAUGCACGACUGGAGCAUUGCCAAGAACGUGGUGAUUUUCGUGGGCGACGGGAUGGGCAUCACGCCCUCGGUGGCCGGCAGGAUCUACAAGGGCCAGCGACGCGACGGCACGGCAGGGGAGGAAGGGUACCUGGCAUGGGAGCGCUUUCCCAACAUGGGGCUCAUGAAGACAUACGUGCUCGAGACCAGCAGGUGCCCGACAGCUCGCCCCACCGCCACCGCCUACGCUGAUGGAGGCGCGAAGGCGAACAUGUACACCCUGGCGUGGACCACACCGUCUCGCAGGCAGUAUAGAACAAUACGAGAGAUACCCUAUAAGUAUAGAAAGAAAGAAGAGAGGACCACGGGAGGCGAAGAUCAACCACAACUGGAGGAGAUUCGUGGCAUCAAGAUAGAGAGCUCAGGAGAAGCCGACAGACCACGAGCCUAUGAAAUUUACGAAAAUGCCAAAGAAUUUGACUAG